AUGUACUGUCAAGUCAGAGAAUUUUUUUUUUUUUUUGCGACUUUAGCUGAUGAAUACGUGGAGGACAACAACGACCAUCUGUCGUACCUCGAUUGCCGCCUGCUGCUGCCAUCAUCAGUGUUUGCCGGGAUCAGUUUAUCAGCAAUUAUCAUCGGAUUAGCCCUGGGGCAUUAUUACGAUUUGCGACGAAGGCGCAGUGGAACAUUGCCAGACUGGCUGUUUGCAUCAGGCUGGUAUCCAUCACACUGCAAUAAUUCGCUACUGUCACAAAUCCCGGAGGUGCCGUGGCACUUGCCUUCCGCACUUCGAUUACUGGAGCUCACGGUCCAGGCGAACGUAUUGUUUCGCGUGGCUACAUGCGUCCCAAAUGCUCUUCGGCUUUUCCAGAGCUAUGUGCUCAGCACCGUAAAUGCGCAUUUCUCUGAGCAGUGGCUGUGGUACCGCCGUUGUAAUGCUGCCGCUCCAGUGUUUCUGCUGCUUGAAUUAUCCUUCUGCACUGUAUUUUCCAUUAACACAGUUCGACAAGAUUAUCAAAUUGUCUACAGGAUCUCAUUCAAUCUAUUUGUGAUCAGCGCAUUUAUGCAUAUGGCCGCCUAUACUGCGGUGACCAUUUAUCGAACGAACAGGAACCUCGAGGUACUGACAACACUGAGUUCCAACUUUCCAAACUGCAGUUACCUUCCGCGCUUUCGAAUAAACCUCUAUAUCCAGUUACACAGACAGAUGUAG
Molecule: messenger RNA, 729 nt
Organism: Gongylonema pulchrum
Lineage: Eukaryota; Metazoa; Nematoda; Chromadorea; Rhabditida; Gongylonematidae
Source: the annotation of a GenBank genome assembly